GUGACGUGUGUUGGAAGUGAGGUUAGGCGCAACAGCGAGGGCGCGCUUUCUGCACGUGACCCUCGCGUGUUUUGUUUUCUUUUAACAAGUGCUUCUUACUCCAUUCCACGGCUCGUAUGAAGUGAAACGGUAACAAUGAUCAGACAUCUGCGCUGUACAUCGGUCACGGCCUUCCUGAUAAUCUGUGUGGUCGGAGUGUUCGUACAAGUGAACACAAGCGCGGCCCAAAACAGACACACACGGAUCGGCUACCAGCGCUACCGUCGACGUCACGUUUCAAAACCUCCUUGUUUGAAUGGAAUAAGGGAUGAUGAUGAUAAUUUCAGUAGUCUUGAAACAAAAAUUCGUGAAACGGAAUUUGUUUUCACUGGAAAAGUGACGGCUGAAAUUCCACCAAUCGGAAGACUGGAUCCAUGGAAAAGAAGUGCAGCAACAGAAGAUGGCGCUUCGAAGUUUUCGGUUCGAGUGAAAAGAGUUCUGAAAGGGGAACUUCAAUUUCGUGACGGCAGUGUCAAUGAUUGGAUAAAUGCAAACCAAAUGACUGUUAAGAUACGCACGGUGGACGAACCAAAGACUCUGAAGGAUUGUUACAAGCGACCAAUCGGAGUGCACCACACCGCCAUAUUUUUGGCGAAGAGAGUCGAUGACGCCACGAUGCAGUUGACCUCUGAUCCGUUGCCCCUGACACUCCGGAACCUGGACAAGGUCAAUGCUGCAGUUAAAGGUAAGAUGUCUGCCUGUCACACGCGUAGGCUGCUUGGCAUGCGUCGGUAAGUUCAC
Cryptotermes secundus is the source of this 780-nucleotide messenger RNA. RefSeq lists its product as uncharacterized. The record is from RefSeq and is a predicted model, not a curated record. The transcript is spliced from 4 exons. The coding region runs from base 136 to 774 and encodes 212 amino acids. NCBI's taxonomy places the organism in Eukaryota, Metazoa, Arthropoda, Insecta, Blattodea, Kalotermitidae.